AUGGCUCCAACGUUACAACAGUGCCUCGUCUGCUUUAAUCACUAUAGAAGCACUCCAGACGGAAAGUUAUGUCGGCACGGAGGUAAAGUGAAAGGACAGGAAUGCUCGGGGUCCCGGAAAAAAGUUGAUCCAUCGGGCGCGAGGGCUGCUUCACCUCUCGAUGCCACACCCGACCCCAAGCCUAGGUUGUCCACACGGUCGACGGCCGCAUCGGUUUCUGGUGAUCCUCUCGACCUGGAUUACUCUAGUGUUUUAGACAAGCUGACGGCCGUGCUGAAAUGUGUACCGGUGUACGACCAUAUCCCUAAGCCAUGCAGGGAGAAGUUCGCACAUGAUCUGAACGCCUUGCUGACGGCUGUUUGUAAUGACCCUGGUGACCCGGCUCACUGGGUUAGACUCCACUGUUUUGUCCCAUACGUCUUACAGAAGACUUCCAGAGGGGGUCGCCGGGUCAACCAGGGCAAUCUGGUCAACAAGCGUCUAAGCGAAUAUUCAACUAUUGGUCUUGAAACCCUGGUACUGUGCUUUGAUGGAUUCAAUAAUGCCAAAUCACAAAAGCACAACCCUGAUCGGUGGAUCAACGCUGUGUCAUCUUGUAUUGAACAGGGAACCUGUCCUCGGCUGCGGGUCUUCCCCGCAUUGACACCAACGGCUGGUUGCGUUUCUCCCGCCGAGGUGCUGAGGGCCGUUAAAUCGUUCAAAAACGGUUCUUCUGGAGGCCUGGAUGGCCUACGACCCCAGCACCUUAGAGAUGUUUUUGCAGGCCCCUUGCCAAUCGACAACACACUGAACUCCUUAACCCAAUUCAUUAAUUUGAUCCUAUCUGGAGCUUGCCCACUCUCAGUCCGCCGGUGCCAGAGUUGGUGCAUCAGAAUUGAGUUUUUAGGCACACCCUUGGGCGAGGGCGAUUAUCAAAUAAAGUUUUUUGACCAAAAGCUCUCUGAGCUUAAAUUCGCCCUGGGUCGUGUUUCCUGUCUUUCGGCCCAUGAUGCCUUGACUAUUAUCCGCAAUGCCCUCAGUUUGCCCAAAUUGAUGUACUUCCUGCGUACAUCCAAACACAUUGACCCUUUUAAAUUGGGCGAAUUUGACGGAGCCCUGCGCACCGCCCUGUCGUCGAUUUGCAAUGUUCAAGAACCAUCCGGCAUUUCUGCGCAUGAUGGUAGGCGCCCGAACGGAUGCACACUAAUACCUUGGAGAGCCGGCAGAUGUUUGGCGUGGGAUGUUACGGUCCUUGGCACCCUUGCCGAACGAUAUGUAAACCUGACAAGUAAAGAAUGCGGUUUGGCCGCGGCCAGGGCAGCGGACGAGAAAAUGAAAAAAUAUGGGAACGCCCUCCCCUCCAUAGAAUUCUUGCCAAUAUGUAUCAAGGUUCUCGGCCCGAUGGACCCCAACACCCUUAAAUUUCUUAAGGCAAUAUGUAAAAUGAUCAGCGUCAGAUCAGGCGACAGCAGGGAACUGUUUUUCGCAACUAACCACAUUUCGUGCUUGUUGCAGUGGUUCCAGCGUGUCUGUGUGCUUGAAAAUAUUCAACUGAAUGCCGACAUGUGCAAUUAA
Helobdella robusta is the source of this 1554-nucleotide messenger RNA. RefSeq lists its product as hypothetical. Bases 1 to 1554 code for a protein of 517 amino acids. The transcript has 4 exons. Lineage: Eukaryota; Metazoa; Annelida; Clitellata; Rhynchobdellida; Glossiphoniidae. The record is from RefSeq and is a predicted model, not a curated record.